CCCUUCCCUUCCCUUCCCUUCCCUUCCCUUUGGUCCCCUUAGGUUCGUCUUCUUCAACUGGACGCCACCAACCCAAAGAUCCCUUGCGAUAAUUCCGUCGUGGUAUUAAACAUACCAAGGGAGCAAGAAAAUUAGAAAAGGUCAACUUCCCCCACACCAGCCUUUCUUUUAUAUGUGAGAUAUAUCAUCGACCAGGGCCGACCAUCCUUCGAACCUACCAUUAGACCUUUUCUUCCGACGAAUUGAUCUCUCGACCUGAAUCACGACCCGAUCCUCGAGUAAUAAUCCGGUUUAAGCCACCAAAUUCAAUCAUCGACCGAAAAGUACAUACCAAAAGGCAAUACAAUCAACCCGAUAGGUUUCGAUGCACCAAGCAUUCCAGUAAUUCCCAUCGGACAACCUUUCAAUCUCUACAGCUCCUCGUGAACCAGCAGCAUUCUACCAUUGUUCGCAGUUUGUAUAGCAACGACAUCUGGGAAUAUCCUCCCCAUUUGAUUGUUUGCCGUCAACCUGAUCUCGGAACACUCUACAUCUAUACUACAAUUUAUAAUCGCGUCAGCGGAUCUUCCCUGCAGUGGACUUCAGUUGAAUCAAUUCAAUUGAUAGUAUAAUUUAGAGUAGCCAAUUCACCUCUUGAGCUCACAUCCCGUUCACUAUGGAGUCUUCACCCAUAGCUGCAAUGCAGCCUUCUUCAUUUAUGCCAGCUUGGGCUAGAAAUGACAUGUAUGCCUCUCACCCACACGCACAUAUGUCAAACGUCACUGCAAAUUCUUUCGGUCCAGGUGCUUUCGACUUUCGGGAUUUGAGCAUGAAGCAUUCUGCAAAAGCGGAUUACUUCUUGGUUAAACCUGUUCGUGGUUCUUCACCUACAGCAAGCUUGGCGGCAGAUCUAUCUCAAAAUUUUCACAUUGACAUGAGUCCCCAAUUACCAACUCCUCGUCGAUCUCUCUUCACAUCGAAUCUUUUUGGGACAUUGGAUGGUAGGGAUUGUGCUACUACUCCUCCUUUACCUUCCUCCUCACCAGGUCCAUUGAACGAAAGAAUGGAUAUAUCCCCUCUUCCACAUAAGCAACCAUAUUUCUCUGCGCAAAUUGAGAUGGCUUCACCUACACCAGCAGGUACACCAGUGGAAGAUACAGCUAUGGGGUCAUCUCCAAUUCGUUCUAGUCUAUUGGACGCCCCAAAACCUUUUGGUGCUGAGAGACGCAAAAAUGGAUUAUUACGACCAUCCCUCUCACGUACCAAGGGUUUCUCGACGAAUUCCCUUCCUCGACAAAACGCCGAAAGUCAAUUGCCUCCCUUCCGCUUCGGUGCUGGAAGCAGCAAGUUGUCUACCUCUACAUCAAUGUCUUUGGGCGAAUGUUUCAUGGAAUCACCACCACGAGAACGUCCUGAACGUCCUUCGGGUGGAAUCAUGGCACCACCACCUCGAUUGAGCAGACCAUUCUCAAGUGUGUCAAGCAGAGUCGUCAAUGGAUCACCAAUUGGCAGCCACUCCCGCAGAACUUCCAAUCCGUUAGUUCGGCCUAGGAAACAAUUUCGACGAUCCCUCAGCAUGUUUGAAAGUCCACAAGAUAUUGUCAAAGAAAAGGGGAAUACGUCGAGCAACUUGGAGACCGUCAUGGAUGUUGAUGAAAUACACCAACCAAUCUUACCACACUUUUUCCAAGAAGGUCAACCUGAUAGCAUUCCUAGAAUUGCCAAGGAGACUUUAUUGGAAAUUCUUGAUGGAAAAUACGAUGAUGAAUAUGACCAACGAAUGAUUGUUGACUGCAGAUUCGAAUAUGAAUACGAAGGUGGACAUAUCGAUGGUGCUGUCAACUAUAAUGACAAAGAAUUAUUGACCAGUCAAUUGUUUGAAGAAAAUAUCCCUGGCAAAACCCUCCUAAUCUUUCAUUGCGAAUACUCCGCACAUCGAGCACCCAUAAUGGCUCGUCACGUACGACAACAAGAUCGUACUACUAACGUCGAACAAUACCCAAAACUUUCUUACCCUGAAGUGUAUAUCCUGGAUGGUGGUUACAGUGCUUUCUUUACAGAACAUCAAGGCCGUUGCUUUCCCCAGAAUUACGUUGAAAUGGAUGCUAAGGAACAUGCUUACACAUGUGAGCGGGAAAUGGGAAGACUUCGACAAAAUAGAACCAAGCUCAGCAGAGCACACACUUAUGCCAUUGGCCAACACGGACAAAUUGAUGAUAGCCCUACUGCACCCAGUCGAUCAAAAUCGAGUGGCAGUAUGUUAACGACAGAAAUGACGAGUUCCCCUAUGAUGAGCUCUCCUAUAUUUUACGACCGAGGUACCCCACGAAGACAAGUCUCAUACUAAAUAAUACCUUUGCAUCUGAUUUGGCGUUUAGCAUGGCAUUGCAUUCUUUCACUCGGAGUUUUUUUGGUAUUUACAAGUUCGGAACAGAAUCCGACACUCAUUACAACAGGUCGUCUAGAUACCCUGACCUGUUUUCUUUUUCUACAAUUACUCACCGAUUUUCUAAUUUCUCGGUUGAGUCUUCCUUCAGUCGUCCGUUUUCAUCUUCGAAAGGUUUUACGGAAAGUUUUUCUAUAUCAAACAAAUUUGCUCUGGCGUAUUGGCGUGCAUCUAAAGAGUUCCUGUGUCUUGCUUGUCACACACACUCUCUCAUUGUCUAGGUUCUACCCUAAACAAUGCAUUCGACAUACUUUUUGAGUUAUCAGCGAGUCCUUUUUUAAUAUCGAUCAUCGAGUCGAUUCAGCGAAAAACAAACCUUUCUUGGAUCAGGAAUCCCGGACCACAACAUUCUUUACACGAACCUUUUUUUAUUACCAUGAGAACGACCCAUAAAUGGCCGAAACACGAUGACGUUAUCAAAUUUCCUUUUUGCAAAGAAGCAAACUUCUAGUCUUGACAUCGACUAAAGAAUGUUUCAAUACUCUCUACAUCAACUCAAAGUUUUCUAACUCUGGAAUUUUUCCAAAUCGUACAUACAACACACACAUGCACAUGCACCUCAAUUCUAUGGAUUCGAAACAUUCGAUUUGCUUUCAAUUCCUUCGACUAUUUUCACCAUAGACCGAUAUUCACUAAAACUCCUUUAAUAUUUCCCAUCAAUCAACAAAUCGUUUGCGUCUGGAUCUUGAGCUUUACUCCUUUUUAAUGAUACGUUUGACAGUUACAUGUGCAUCCGCAAAGUUAAGCUUGUUUGCUUUUUCUCGUUGCUUUUAAAAAGAAAUACAGAUGGAUUGUUAAGAGAUAAUGAUUGACGUUAGGGGCUGUCAGAAUAUAGGGUGUGAAAUAAAUGGAUGAUCAGGGGAUGAAAAAACUGAUACCUUUUUCUCGUAAUACAGUUGAUGGGUUGGAAGAUGAUAUAGUAGCUGGGCUUUCUGCUGCCUUUGUUGGGGUGAAAGAAACUUACUUUUAUUUGUUUAACUGUAUGAGUGUUUGGAGUACUAGGAAUAGGGAGAAGGAAAACGAGGUGGAGAGCCGUAUUUGCAACCCUAAAUGGGUGUAGAGUUCUGUCACACGCUGAUGAGACUGCUACUUUCUACUUACUUACUGCUUUACUUAUACCUCACGAGUAUUCUUGAAAAAAGGAACCGUGUUGAGAGACGAUACUUAAGAUAUGAAAUGAAAAAAACAAGUUAAAAAUU
Messenger RNA from Botrytis sinoallii, 3624 nucleotides. RefSeq lists its product as uncharacterized. Gene Ontology annotation, biological process: positive regulation of G2/MI transition of meiotic cell cycle; positive regulation of G2/M transition of mitotic cell cycle; G2/M transition of mitotic cell cycle. NCBI's taxonomy places the organism in Eukaryota, Fungi, Ascomycota, Leotiomycetes, Helotiales, Sclerotiniaceae. The transcript is spliced from 4 exons. Gene Ontology annotation, molecular function: protein tyrosine phosphatase activity. The coding region runs from base 656 to 2326 and encodes 556 amino acids. The record is from RefSeq and is a predicted model, not a curated record. Gene Ontology annotation, cellular component: cytoplasm; nucleus.